This is a messenger RNA of Falco peregrinus (peregrine falcon), 7160 nucleotides long. RefSeq names its product tripartite motif containing 66 (gene TRIM66). NCBI's taxonomy places the organism in Eukaryota, Metazoa, Chordata, Aves, Falconiformes, Falconidae. Bases 147 to 3911 code for a protein of 1254 amino acids. The record is from RefSeq and is a predicted model, not a curated record. The transcript has 20 exons. Gene Ontology annotation, molecular function: zinc ion binding; protein binding.
GCCGCACUUACGACCUCACGGGCGGGCUGUCCGCGCCACCUCACGGGGAGCUCCCGUGAGGCUGCUGGGAAGGCUCCAGGCCGGCUGCCCACCGUGGCCCAGUAAAGGACUUUACCUGAUAAAAACAGGAGAAAUGACGAAGCUAGAUGAAGACCAACUUCUUAAAUCCAACAGAAAUGGAGACCCUGGAUCUGUUGAAGAAUUGUUUGGUGUGCAGAUGGGACCUGCGAAGGAGAGACCCCAGAAUGCUACCUUGCCUUCACUCGUUCUGUAAGGACUGUCUUCCAGAUUUGAUUCAAGGAUAUAGAUGUGUUCCCACUGAGUAUGAAGUUCUAUAUGAAGGUAUCCUUUCCUGCCCAGUGUGCAAACAGACCUGCUUUGCAAGGGAUGUAGUUGAAAAUUUCUUUCUCAAGGACUUUCCCACUGGUAAUUCAGCUAUGGCAAAGAGCUGCUCCACGUGUAAAGAAAAGAGAUCUGCUCACAGUCUCUGUACAAGCUGCAAUAAGUGGUUGUGCAGCUCAUGUACAGAGGAACACAGGCAUGGCAAGGAAUCUGGAGACCGCUUCCUGUCUGCAUCCCUGAAGGGCUGCACAGCAACUGAAGACGAAGCAAGUGAGUUUUCCUUAUUUUGUCCAUUGCACAGUCAAGAGCCGCUCAAGCUGUUCUGUGAGACCUGUGAUACCCUCACGUGCUGCAGCUGCCUUCUGACAGAGCAUAAGGAACACAGGUUCAGACAUCUUGAUGAAGCUUUGCGAAAUCAGAGAGUUAUCCUGGAAAAUGUCAUAACUAAAGUGGAAGAGAAAAAAAAUGGGAUUCAGGUUUCAGCUAAACAGAUUGAAGACAGGUUGCUUGAAGUAAAACAAUUAUACAAAAAGGUAGAAAAUCAAAUAAAAAUGGCCAAGAUGGUUUUGAUGAAUGAAAUCAAUAAACGAACAAGCAUUCUUCUUGAACAACUUGAAAAAAUCACCAGUGAAAAGAAGCAGAAAUUGGAGCAACAGCUACAAGGUGUUGUGGUUUUAAGCAGACAAGUAGAACAUGUGCAGAACUUCAUCAGCUGGGCAGUGUACAGUAAAAACAGCAUCCCAUUUCUCUUCAGUAAAGAACUGAUUGUAUUUCAGAUCCAGCGCUUGUUAGAGACAAACUGUAACACAGACAUAGGCCCUCCUCUGAAGAUCAGAUUUACUUGGGAUCCCUCCUACUGGACUAAACAACUGUCCAACUUGGGAGGUUUUGCUGUGGAAGGUGGACACAUUUCUCACUCAGAUGUGCUACUCUCUGGAAAUGUGCAAGGAUUACAGACCUCCUUGUAUCAUGGGCACCAUUCACCAGCAUCACAGCUGGAGCCUGUGAAUAGCCAGACCCAUCAGUUUCCACCUGCAGUUCAGUGUCCUAUGUCUGUAUGUUGCUCGCACCGCCUCAGUGUAACUCACCCAAACAAAGCUCAGCCUUCUUACCAAGACAUAAACCGCCAUCAAAAUUUUCGACAACCUCCUGAACUGCAUCAUCAGGACUUUCCUCUGCAGUACAGCAUGCAGCAACAUGACAAAGAACAAAGAGGGGGGGGGCAGCCUAUGAAACUAACACAGUCUGGGCUGGAACAGCAGUCGCGGUCAGAGCCAGAGAAUGUAUCCAGGAGGAUAGGAAAGCACUUACCGUCCCAGCAGCUGCAGCAAACAGCGCCCCUGGGUUAUGCUGUUGUAUCGCAUGAGACUCAGCAAGUUCACACAAGCCAUCCACAGCCAUUCCACACACAGGCUUCUUUGCAGACAUCAACUGUGCAAGUGCAACUUGGUCAUCUCCAGAAGAUAAAAUCUAACCACUUCCAGCAGCAGCAGCUGCCACCAGCAUCACCACCAUCAGGUCAGAAUGAGAACACCCACAAACAAGUCAUCCAGCAGAGCCUGGACAUAAUGCACCACCAAUUUGAACUGGAGGAGAUGAAAAAGGAUCUGGAGCUUCUUCUGCAGGCCCAAGGACAGUCCAGCUUGCAGCUGAACCAAGCCAAGCCACCUCAACACGUGCAACAGACCAUAGUUGGUCAAAUCAACUACAUAGUGAGGCAGCCAGCAACAGUUCAGCAGCAAAUCCAAGAUGAAGCACAAGUCUGUGAGAGUUCCACUGAACCUGAUGCCCAGAAGUCUGUAAUUCCUGUUGACAAAAAUGGUAGUGCUUCUCUGUCACAGUUGCUAGAUGAAGAAGCCAGUGUCAGCAGUCACUCCCCUGAGAGCACAUUGCAACAAUCAACUUUCCGACCAAUGAGAAAGGGUUUGGCAUCCUUAAGCAUUGUGGGCUUUUCAAACGGUUUAGAAAUGGAAUUACCUGCAACAAGGUUAUCUACCACAGCUGAUCCACAAAUGCAAGGUGCAGCUGCUGUAACACUUGUCCCAUCCCCAAACACCCUUUGUGACUGUGAUACUUCAGCAGAGUCGGUGCCCAGUUACAACUUGGCAUUGGGCAGAGCUCCAAGCGACCUGAGCCCUGGGGCUGCUGCUGGUCUUGCACCAGGUGAUGCACUCCAGGGCAGCACUAAGUGCAAGCUGGAAAAUGAAGACUUCAAUACUGUAGAUCAUCCUCUAGAAAACAGCUUGGCUACAGCUGGGCAAGAUGUAGUUAAUGAACUAACUCUUUCUAUGCAAAAAGUCCUGGAAGAACCUAUUAAUCUUUCGAUCAAAAAGUCUCAACAUUGCACUUCUGAAAUGCUCAGCAACAAUUCGUUCCUGCCCAUGAAUGCCAGAAUGAGUCAACUUAGAAGCAAAGAAGAUUCCAAUAACUGUGAAAAGGAACAUUUUGAAAUGGAUAUGAAAAGCAAUCAGAAUGUCAGAGCUAGCAGUAAGGAGCAGAAGAUCCCCUAUGUACGACUGGAACGUCUGAAAAUAUGUACAUCAGAAGUGGGGGAGCUCCCAGUGUUUAAGCUCCAGCCACAGGACAAUGAGCAGAAGGGUGAUUUCCUCCUGAUAAUUGAAUGUGGGACCCAAUCUUCAAGUAUGUCUAUACAGAUAAAUAAAGACAGUCCACUUGAAGGACUGAAGUCCAAAGAUGAGAACUCAGAGGACAGAAAAUUUCACAUGUCCCAGGCUGCAGGACAGACAGAAUCUCUGUCUGUUGAUCAGAAGCUCAGCAAUGGCAUCUCCAUCAUGAAAAAAACUCCAGUUACUCAGGAAGUCAGUCCAAUUGAAAAUGAGGAUUUCUGUGCUGUGUGUCUUAAUGGAGGAGAACUAUUGUGCUGUGAUCACUGCCCCAAGGUCUUCCACCUCUCCUGCCAUGUUCCAGCCCUGCUCAGCUUUCCAGUGGGAGAAUGGGUGUGCACACUUUGCCGUAAUCCAGUGAAGCCAGAGGUAGAAUAUGACUGUGAAAACACACGCUACAGCCACAGCUAUAAUGCACAAUAUGGUCUUGAUGGCUAUGACCAGAAGAAGUGUGAAAAGCUGGUGCUUUCCUUGUUCUGCAGCAGUAUGAGCCUCCCGUUCCAUGAACCUGUCAGCCCCCUGGCUCGGCAUUAUUAUCAGAUCAUCAAAAGGCCAAUGGAUUUGUCAAUCAUACGAAACAAGCUGCUAAAAAAGGACAAGUCCCACUAUUCUGCACCUGAGGAACUUGUGACUGACGUGCGUCUCAUGUUUUGGAACUGUGCAAAGUUCAAUUAUCCCGAUUCAGAGGUUGCUGAGGCUGGGCGAUGCCUAAAUGCAUUCUUUGAGGGCAAACUGAAGGAGAUAUAUCCAGAUAGGCAUUUUCCUUCAAUGCAACAAGAAGACUCUGAUUCUGAAGAAGUAGAGAGUCAGAAUAGCAAAAUGCUGACCCAAGAUUUUCAGUGGCCGUCAUAUGGACAGGAGUGCAUUCAGCCUAAAAGGAGACGGCGCCAUGCAGUAAGAUUGCAAAAGCAAAAGCAUUUGGUUGCUAAGUGGCCACCCUGCUAAUUCUGUUUACAGCUACUGAUGGAAAGUUUUGACAGGGCUGUGUGGGAAAACUGUCAAGCUUCCAUCACGGAUAUGUGAUCAGUUCUACAAUUUUUUAUCAAGAACCUCUGAGUGGAAUAAAGUCAGUUGUGUAUAAAUGUGAGCAUGAACAAAUGAAGUCUCUCAGGCCACACAGUUAUCUUCACAGCAGAAAACUCUGUCAAGAUUUUUAAACAGACUAAGCCCUCUAGCUAUUCACUGUUUGUUUCCUUUAUACACAGGAAAGUGAAAAAACUAAAAGAAUGAUGUUUCAAGCAGCUAAUAGCCUUCCUCAGGUAUGACCUCCUCAAGAUACGACAUUUGCUAUGAGGAAUCCAGCAGCAUAACUGACAGAGUUAAGGUGUGUGGGAUGAAAGCAAAGCACUCGGGCUGUUUAUUUAAACUCUCCUAAUCUGCUGACCAUAUGCCUUAUUUCUAGAUCUUGUGGAUAGAUAACAGAUAUGAAGUAUUUGAAUCUGUCAAUAUUCAAUCUGUUAAAUCAUGUAUAUGUUUUGCAGGGUUUACACUGAAGUACUAAUGUUUUGGUGAUAGGUAAUAAUGAUUAAUAAUAGAAGUAACAUGAAAAUAAUAUGUAAUACUGCAGUACCAUUUAAUAAUCUGUUCAACAUGACAUCUCUGUUUUAUAGGGCACAGGUAACCAUAUAAUAAUCUUGCAACCUCAAUGUGAAUGUUGGCCAUACUUCGUGAUAAAUACAAUGUGGAAUCAUAAAAGCUGUAAUCGUAUUGUUUUAUUCAAUGAUUUUUCUGGGAGUUUGACUGCUCGAGGCCUAUGAGAUACAGUCUAAUGUGAUUAUCUGAUUAGCUGUUUCUUUUGAAGCAGAGCCUUUUCAUUAAAUCACAAAAGAACAGGUGCUAAUAGUGCUAAUACUAGGGCUCUGUGUGAACUGUUUCUGAGUGCAUACUGGAUGCUCUGUUUACAAGGAAUGAUUCUUCUGGUAUCUAAUUCAUGCUCAGAAGAGCAGUGUGGGAUUUCUUGGGUCUCAAAGGUAGCAUUUUUAUACAACCCAAGCCAGCUGUUUUUCUUUAAAGCAGAUAUUGGAGUUCAGUAAAUUAACUAUGAAGCAAAUUACAUGGUUGUAGAAGUGCCUAUAAAAUAACAUCAUAUAUUCUUGAUUUUGUCUGCAUAUUUUUUGUAGUUGUGAUUACCAACAGUGCUAGAAGGUGAUGAAAAUGUGUAUAUAGAGAAGCUCAAACAGAAUGAAAGGAUGUCUAAGGGUUUUUUUUGAGUUUGGUGGGGGUUUUUUGCUAAAUUCUAUAGUGUGUUGGCAGAACACCACCAAGGGCUGGAAGAGCAAUUGUAGAGUUCACUUGAACAAAGAGUAGCAUGUAAUUGUAAAGCCUGAAGGGUGGGAAAGGUAACAAGAUUUGACACCUGGUCAGAGAGUUAUGGUUUGCAAGCUGCUUCCCACCCCUUUGAGAAGCAGCUGAGCCAUAUCUUUGCAUGGCCAAUGAUUUCUUUGUGUGUGUGAGGGGCAUCUUCCUCCUUAGAUCUCUGCCCAGCAGUGUGAAGCUGGGCUGUGGUCUGGUUCUGGGAGAAGGGUUGUUGCAGAUCUCAAACACAGUUCAUUUUAAUUUGGUUCCUGUAAAUAAAGAUGAUAUUUUCAGCAUAGUUUAUAUGGGCUAUUUGGUCUGGUAACCAUGUAUGGUAUUUUAGAUAACACUUUAAAGUAAAAGUUUAUAUACAAAAUAAUAAGAUGUGAAUGUUAUAUUCUACUAUCUAUGUGACUUACUGUUUUCCAUUAACUUGGUAGGGAGCUAAUGUUUUCUUUGAAGAAAUGAAAAUCUGGAUGUUAUAAACUGACUGGAAAACUGUGAGAUGAAGGGACAGCCUUUACAUUUUCUAUAUGUGAAUUCCUAUGUGUGUGCUUUCUGUCAGACUCCUGUUUUCAAAACAGUAAGUGUCUUGGCACAGGGAAGUGAGUGCAGGUUUGUAACUGAAUUAAUCACCCUUAUCUGUGCUACAGGUAUCAUCUUUUCUCAGUUGGUAAAUAAUUCCUCCACCAAAGACCUACCUUUUACCAUUAAUAGCACAAAAAUUAUAUGCUGUAUAGCCUUCAUCUAGGGACAACUGAGGGAGAACUGGGAGAGGCUAUUGACAGCUUUCUCUUUUCCUGGAAAAGCACAGUCAACAAGAGCCUGCUUUUAUUUCUUGAAGGCUGUAAGUUUGUUAACUGUACCAUUAGUUUUGGAGAACACCUGUUUUAGUAAAAUUUAUCCAGCUGAAGCUGAAUAUAAAAAAUAUUAUACCUUUAUUAAAAAUAGAAGCAUACCACUUCGUCAUCAUAUAGAAGAUACCCUUUGCAUGUGUGCUGGCAGGACUCUGAGCUGAGCACUCUUAAGGCUAACUUUGGUUUUUUGAUUACUUCAGUAAGAGAUAGUAACAGUUAAAAAAAAUACUUGUAAACGUCAUGUCAUGUUGGUGAACAGAACAAACCUGAACUCAUAUGUACGACUUCCCAUACUUUCAAACAUAAAUCUGUGGGUCAGGAACUUCACAAUACAUUGCAUGUCAUAAGAACAACGUUCUCCAUCUCUGAUGUUGCCUUAAAGUUGCUGGCUUAUGCUGUUCCCGCUGCUGGACACCAUACUACCAGGGCCCGUAAAUUCUUGGGGCGUUUACUCUGUUGAAGUCCAAUUGCACACUGGUAACGGCACUGACAGGUAUGGAAGGAAGGGUCUCUAUUCCAAAAUCUAACAGCCCAUGUGGUCCAAAAGAGAAGCAAUAGGUUACGUAGUUACUUUUUCUUCUAUCACACAGCCUGUUUCACAAUCCAGAAUGUGUAGGAAAGGAAGCAAGAAGGAAUCCCUGAAGUUUUCCACUGGAAAUAAGUGUAGCAGGAAUGAAUGCCAGGAACACUGUGGAAACCUCCGCGAAUGCGCUAGGCUCAUGCAAAUGCAACCAAGGGUACAAUUUUUCCUUUUGUUUUUGGUAAUGGGUUACGUGUAGAAUGGAAAAUGUGCUGAAAUAGUUGGAAAAGAGAUUAAUUACACUUGAGUAAUAGGUCUUUUGAAGAAGAAAUGACAGCUACAAAUUUGACUUUCAUUCCCCUACAGAAAUUUCAAAGACAUACUUUUUCCAGUAUCAUUACAGAAGAAUGGCAUUAGAGUUUAUACAAACAGGUGUUUAACAAUUCAGAUUAUUGAAUGACUGCAUGUUUAUAUGUGUAAUGUGCUUUGCUGAACAAUAAAAUACGUGAAAUUAUUUUUGGA